UUUACCCACAUUUUAAUUUAAUAUUUGCAUAAAAAAGUUACUACUACUAGAAAUUCAAGUUUGUUUGGUUACCAAACUUUGGUAUAAGAGGAAAGGUCAGUAAUUUGGCCUGAUUUGAUUAAUCAUAUCGUCACCAUGUCGCGAAACAAUACGCCGUCAGUGCUCUCCUCUUUGAACGCGUAUGAUUCCACCGAUUCGGAAGAUGAAGAGCGUGACGAUGGCGAAGUAGGAUCGUCCGACGAGAAGAAUAUUAAGGGGGUUGUCGACAUUCUUCUUAACCCUGUCGUCACUGCGCCACGAUCCUCCUUCCACCAAUACCUCGCACCACCCUUGGUACAGCCCGGAGGGGGGCGAGGAAGCGCUCCCAGCUCGAAGGAACCUUCACCAUCGUCCUCUUCGCUGAAAAAGGUUGGGGGGACACCGACCCUCCUGCUCGGAAGCAGAUAUGCGGAAGAGGACGAAGAUAACUUUGACUUUUGUCCACCCCCGAUGGAAGAAGACGACAUUGUGGAAGAAGAAGAUGAAGAAGAAUCUGCUGCUUCCGGAAGCGAUAAUAAUUUAAACGAUCAAGAUUCUUCUUCCAACAAUGCAGCAGUCUCAUCGUUAAGAGGAAACAAUGAUGAUGAUGACGACGACGGUACGCCAUGCUCACCCAAACGUUCCAAACUUGUCGACACCCUGCUCCCUCCAGCACCCACGACAGAAUGUGAUCCCGCACUACAGGCCAAGUUUAAUAAAAUGAUGGUGCUCAAAAGCAAAGGGAGAAAUGUGAAUGACAUUGUUCAAAAUAUGAAAUCUUUUCGAAAUCCGAGCAUUUACAAUAAAUUGAUUCUUCUCUGUAAUAUUGAUGAGAAUGGGACAAACUUUCCAGACCAGCCCGUCUUUGGGGAGAGUUCUUACUACGAUGAGUUGGACAAGGCGCAAAGGUUGGAGAUGGAACGACGUUUCAAGGAGAAGGAGAGACGAGCGAAGGAAGCGGCGGCGGCUACCGGUGGAGUUAAGGUGGACUUUCUCAGGGGGACAGUGCCAAUACCGCCCCCACGCGUCCUCACCACCAUGCCCACUAUACUUCCCCCAACUCAAAAGAUAAGAGCCUUUGGGAAUUUAGCGUUCAAAAACUGAGAUUUGACUCCCUCACGAGUGCAUUCAUGAAAUACGAAUGAUGGAAUUACAAAAUUUGUGAUAUUUAAAGUUUAAAAACAAAUUGUCGUUAUAUAAUAAUCAAUUAAUUUCAAGUUUGUUGUAAAAUUUAGUGCUAGUUGCAGAUUGGUAAUAAAAUGUCUAUAUACUUUUUUCAUAUUAAAAA
Molecule: messenger RNA, 1306 nt
Organism: Folsomia candida
Lineage: Eukaryota; Metazoa; Arthropoda; Collembola; Entomobryomorpha; Isotomidae
Product: SAP30-binding protein
Exons: 2
Coding region: 136-1122 (328 amino acids)
Biological process (GO): regulation of DNA-templated transcription
Cellular component (GO): nucleus
Source: RefSeq, a predicted model, not a curated record